AUGGCUCCUCCAACAAAGGCAGAAAAGAAGCCUGCAGAAAAGAAACCUGCAUCAGAGAAAUCACCAUCUGCGACCAUAGCGGUAGAGAAGAAGCCGAAGGUAGAAAAGAAGAUAACAAAAGAAGGAGGGAGCGACAAGAAGAAGAAGAGGGUGAAAAAGAGCGUUGAAACCUACAAGAUCUACAUAUUCAAGGUUUUGAAGCAGGUUCACCCUGACAUUGGGAUCUCGAGCAAAGCCAUGGGGAUCAUGAACAGCUUUAUCAAUGACAUCUUUGAGAAGCUCGCUCAAGAAGCUUCUAGAUUGGCUAGGUAUAACAAGAAACCAACGAUCACUUCUAGGGAGAUCCAAACUGCUGUACGGCUUGUCCUCCCUGGUGAGCUUGCGAAGCAUGCUGUCUCUGAAGGCACAAAAGCUGUUACAAAAUUCACCAGUUCUUGA
Messenger RNA from Arachis stenosperma, 438 nucleotides. RefSeq names its product probable histone H2B.3. Gene Ontology annotation, molecular function: structural constituent of chromatin; DNA binding; protein heterodimerization activity. Gene Ontology annotation, cellular component: nucleosome. Bases 1 to 438 code for a protein of 145 amino acids. Gene Ontology annotation, biological process: nucleosome assembly. The record is from RefSeq and is a predicted model, not a curated record. The transcript has a single exon. Lineage: Eukaryota; Viridiplantae; Streptophyta; Magnoliopsida; Fabales; Fabaceae.